AUGCAUGCGUCGUUCUUCAUGGCAAACCCCAACGAUGCGCGCGGCGAGCGUGCGAGCAUGCACAGUCUCGCGCGGCUCAUGGCUCUGCUGGGGUCCGAUGAGCCUGAAGAGGCCAAGCAGGAAACCCGCGAGCACAAGUUUUGGAAAACGCAGCCGGUCAUGCAGCACGGAGAAACGGAGGACGAUAUGCUGGGUCCCAUCCAGCCAGCGGUGCCCCCAGAAAACGUGCGUGGAGAGCCGUACCCGCUGCCGGCCGAUUUUGAAUGGGUCACUGUAGAUAUUGAGGAGCCUGAAGACUUGAACGAGCUGUAUACGCUGCUCACGCACAACUACGUCGAGGACGACGACGCGACGAUGCGUUUCAAGUACAGCGCCGAGUUUCUGCAUUGGGUCCUGCGACACCCUGGCUACGACAAAUCCUGGUAUGUUGGCGUGCGCGUGAAAGCGACCAAGAAGCUCGUUGCUUUCAUUGCGGGCAUCCCCCAGGAGCUGCGUGUGCGCGAAACCGUGUGCCAGUCGACUGAAAUAAACUUUUUGUGUGUGCACAAAAAGCUGCGCAGCAAGCGCCUUGCGCCGGUGAUGAUCAAGGAAGUGACGCGGCGGUGCAAUGUAAAAGGUAUCUUUCAGGCGAUCUACACGGUCGGUAGCGUGCUUCCCACCCCGGCCUCGUGCUCGCGCUACUACCACCGCACGCUUCGCGCGGAAAAACUGCUGGACAUUGGCUUUAGCGCGGUGCCCGAAGGCAUGUCUCGCGAAGUGCACAUUGCACGCUACACACUGCCGGAUCUCACUACGCUUGAGGGUUUGCGCGAAAUGCGCGCAGCGGAUGUGGGCCAGGUAGCUACACUCUUGCGACGGUACCUCGCGCGGUAUGAUAUGGCGCCGCAGUACACGGACGAAGAAGUGGCGCACCUGCUCCUGAGUGGGCGUGGCGAUGAGGUCGAUGGGCGCCGCACGAAACAGGUGACCUGGACGUACGUCGUGGAACAGGACGGGCGGAUCACCGACUUUUUCUCGUUUUAUAGCCUGCCCUCUUCCAUCCUGGACCACGCCGAGGCCGAUACGCUGGAGGCUGCAUACCUGUUUUACUAUGCCACCGAUGUGGUGCUCGAGGCGAAGCCGCCUUCCGCCGCCACGUCUGGCGUCUCACCGUACGCAGCGGCGAUCGCACAAGGCAAGCCUGCGUGGCAGUGUGGGGGUCUGAGCCGUCUGUACGCCGCGGAGAUGCAAGACACUUGCGCCACGCCGUGGCACCAAGAGCCGCUCGAACUCCGCGAAAAGCUCAAGGCGCGCCUGCAAGAGCUCAUGCACGACAUGCUCAUCCUGGCCAAGAACCAGGGCUUUGACGUGGUCAACUGCUUAACGGUCAUGGACAACCCUCUCUUUGCGACCGAGCUCAAGUUCGGCCCGGGCGACGGGUUCCUGCGCUUUUAUCUGUUCAACUGGCGCGUACGCCCUAUUGCAGGCGGCAUGGGCAUCCGCGCCGGCGAGCAAGCGCUCGACCCAGCGGCACAGGACGGCCCGCCGCCGCCGCCGCUCCAGUAUGGCUCUGGGAACGGCGUCGUGAUGGUAUAG
Molecule: messenger RNA, 1575 nt
Organism: Malassezia vespertilionis
Lineage: Eukaryota; Fungi; Basidiomycota; Malasseziomycetes; Malasseziales; Malasseziaceae
Gene: NMT1
Product: glycylpeptide N-tetradecanoyltransferase
Exons: 1
Coding region: 1-1575 (524 amino acids)
Biological process (GO): N-terminal peptidyl-glycine N-myristoylation
Cellular component (GO): cytoplasm
Molecular function (GO): glycylpeptide N-tetradecanoyltransferase activity
Source: RefSeq, a predicted model, not a curated record